Messenger RNA from Glycine soja, 965 nucleotides. RefSeq lists its product as uncharacterized. The transcript is spliced from 3 exons. Bases 82 to 504 code for a protein of 140 amino acids. Gene Ontology annotation, cellular component: chloroplast. The record is from RefSeq and is a predicted model, not a curated record. Lineage: Eukaryota; Viridiplantae; Streptophyta; Magnoliopsida; Fabales; Fabaceae.
CUCAUAUUCGAUUUGGAGAGGUUAAUAAAAUUAAAUUAGUGGCGCACGUUAUCCGCUCCAGAGAGUGCGAGGCGAGAGAGAAUGACAAUAUCUGUUUUCUUAGUUCCUUCGACGCCUCAGUUGUGUAACUACAGAAUCUCAUGGCCAAUUCCCACUUACCCUUCUCUUUCUUCUUCUAAGUUAACUGUUUCACUGUGCUCUCCUUCCCCUCCAACAUCUGUUAUCGAAGAGGGUCCUUCUCCUUCACCAGAAUUGACCAGUGGUUGUAAGGCGUGUGGAAGAGAAGAAGUGGAGCAAGGAUGCAAUGGUGAAGGAAGGAUUCAGGGUGGGAUUGCUACAGUACCAGGCUUUGGGUGGUGGCCUAUAAAGGCUUACAGGCCAUGCCCUGCAUUUGUGGCAUCUGGUGGUAGGUAUAGGCGCCAAGGACAAAGCAUGGACGAGGUUGUCUCCGGAAGUGGUAAAACUAAAACACCCAUUGCCACUGACUCCAACACAAGCUUCUAAAUGGUGUUGUAAAAUGGUGCCAAAUUUUACAGUAACAAAAAGGAAAGUUCGAAGAAAUCUAAGAGGUAAAUGUUUGGGAGGAAUAUUACAGUCAUCGCUCUAUCGAGGUGACAAAAGCAAGAGCUUUAAGGAAGAGGAGGGGUAAAGAAAAUGUUGAUGUUGUGGUCUGCUACAAAUGUUACAAAUAAUAUUCUGUGAGGAUUAUGGAAAUCUAUGUAAGUCUUAUACAUGCAUUAGGAAAUAGGGUGAUGCCAUGUAAUCAUGUUCACUGGAUUUCCUUGAAUCUCUACCGCUUUUUUCAUUCAUCAUCAGUUAUCUAUCAUUAUAGUUACUUUAGGUUUUUAGGUUUUUUUUAUCGAUAAAUAUUAAUUCAUUAGAAUGUGAAUUUUGUAAACAAACGAGAUCGAAUCUUGUGAUCUUUUUUUUCUCCCUUAAUUAUUUAACUCAUCUUAUAUCUUCUA